CAGACAUGAGGGAGAUAGGGAAAACAAACUGCGCCGUAAAAACGUCCAUGUGAGAUCCAGGCACGUUUAAGCUAUACUCUCAACAAUGAAUUCGAUUAGGAUAUGACAUUGACAGGGUUGCCAUUGGUUCAUGUUAGAGUAUCAGAUAAUCUGCCAGUGGCGAACAUCACUUUGGCAUGUCGUCGCGUGCAAGCGUGGAUGCCUACAUUAUUGAGGACAUGUCGUUAAUUGAUUAAUAUCGAUCAACUAUUGUAACGUUAUUGCUUUGUUUUUGCCAUUUUAUGUAAAUAACCCACUGGGUAGGUUUUUUCGUUUUUCUACUUUGUCAGACCGUUAAUAUUAAGCAAGACAAACUCGUUUGAUAUGUCCCAACGUUGGUCUUAGCUAGCUGACUAGCCAACAAGCGGCCAGUUUCGCUUUCUUUUAGAAUUUUGGAGUGACAUUGCAUUAGUUGUUGAUUUAUGCAGUGUGAUAGUCCUGAACGAGCUUAAACGCAGAGAUAAAAAGGAAUGUUUUCACGUAGGAGCAGGAGCAUUUAGGGAGAGACGUAUAACCACUGAGUAGCAAUGCAGUGUCUUUAACAUGGCUGUAAACGAGAACAUGUUAGCUUGACUAAAUCCAUUAUGAAAUCAAUAUUAAACGUGGAAUAUCGUCACUAUAUAUCAGACAAGAUUUAGUUAAACAGUGCUUGACUGGGUGCCCUUGUGCAGUGUACUAUUUGGAAUACUGUAAGAACAGGCUGAAAUGUUAGCAAGUGGCAUCAUGAAUACAUUCGGGAAAAAUGGGUUAAUUAGUCUCGGUAUCGGAGCUACGGCUGGCGCUGGUGUAGUCGGAUUUCUUAUUUACAAGGAAGUUUCCAGAAAAAGAACCGAGGAUCCUGAGGUGCCUCAGGCGAGCCCCUCUACUCUUAUGGCAUGCACAGAUGAUGUGGACAGACAACAAACACCUGCCCUUGACUUGCAAGAUAUGCCAUCAGAGGUGGCAGCGCUGGGCUCGGCCCUGCAGGGUCUGCAGGGUCUCUCCCCGGAACAGCAGGUGGAGUUGAAGAACCGUCUGGACGACGUGCUUGUGUGCGUGGCGGGCCUCAGGAGCGAGGUGUCCGAGCUGCGGACUGGCCUGCAGGACAUCGCCCAGAAGAUCAUCGAGGACGUGAAGAAGGGUUUGGAGGAGCACCAGCGGGCGCGACGCAGACGCCAUCUUAUCCCGCGGGAGCGGACGGACUCCAUGAGCUCCAGCUCCAUCUACUUCAGUGCCAGCGCUGGUCCAGCCAGCACGUGCGGAGGAACGGAGAGCGAGGGGGGGUAUUCCACUGCCUAUGCAGAAUCAGACUACACAGACCGUGAAACAGACCGUGAGACGGACAAGGAAGGCGACAAGGAGGACAAAGAGUCCGACGAAGAGGAUGACGAGGAUCGCAGCGUCGCCACCGUGCUCACCCUUCGCCAGGAGGACUCCCAGGCCGAGGAUGACGACGAGGAAGACGCGGACCGAGAGUGGCCCACCAUGGCAACCAUGGUGACCAUGGUGACGGACGUGCCCAGCGCCGAGUUGGCACUGCUCCUGUCCCAGAGCGACCUGCUGCAUGAGGGGGACAGCGGAGCCAAGAAGGAGGGCUUCAACCUGCUCCACACCAACAAGCCUCUGUAUUCUGACAGCACAGAGUUCCUGUGGCGUCUUGCACGCGCCUACAAUGACAUGUAUGAGAUCACUGACGACAAGGAAGAGAAGAAGUCUUAUGCUGAGCAAGGCCGCGACGAAGCCGAGGCAGCACUGAACAGAAAUGGCCUGAACGCCGAAUGCCAUAAAUGGUUUGCCGUCCUUACCGGCCUCAACUCACAGUAUGAAAGCAUGCACGGCAAACUGAAAAGCAGCCACAUCCUCAAGGAGCAUCUAGAUAGAGCCAUCGCACUGAGGGACGAUGACCCCCUCUGUUUCUAUCUACUUGGGCGCUGGUGCUAUGAGGUGUCUAUGCUGGGUUGGCUGGAGAAGAAGGCUGCUGCAGCGCUGUACGAGUCCCCUCCUUCAUCCACUGUCCAUGAGGCGCUGGAGUACUUCCUCAAAGCAGAAGAGCUUAGCCCCGGCUUCUCCAAGACUGUGAGGGUUUACAUUGCCAAGUGUCACAAGGAGCUUGGGAGUACUUCAGAGGCCAGCAAUUGGGCCCGACUGGCGAUCCAGAUGCCCAGUGUGACCAGUGAGGAGACUGACAACUCUACUCUUGAGGAGGAACUGGAAGCUUUGAUCGACACACCGUCAGAUCUGUCUCCAUCGAAUGGGGAUUUCUAGACGGCCGUCUCGUCCCUCAACACCUGCAGAAAUAUGGGUAUACAGAUGAAGCACUGACGACUGCUUGUCUAGCAGUCCCCAUUCCAUUACGUAGAUGACCAUGUGUGGUAUUGUGUCCAAUGUGGUCGAAAGUGCAAACAUUUCAGGAUCGAGUCAUGUUGAUUCUGCACUGAUAAACUGAUUCAGUAAUUUGGUCGUUUUGUCAACUGUGUAACACCUUUUGAGGUGCACUUAGUUGUAGUCUCCAAGUACUCCUUGCUAGGGAUGAAGUAAGAAAUAGGUAUAAAAUGCCACCUGAUUAGUGCACCCCUCCCCCCCCUCCAGAAUUUUAUAUACGGUUUUUACCUCAAUUAAGUCUUAAUCUGAGUUUUUAAUUAAGUGCGUAAUUGGUACAUUCAGCAGAAUACGAAGACAAAUGAUCAUAAUCAAGCUCAUGGUGUCAGUGUGUUUAAUGUUGCAAGUGAAGGCAUAUCAAUCCAGACUAAACGCCCUCCAAAUUUUCAGGCAAUAUUUAAUUGUUGUCGUGUUGGUGUUGUGAAGGCUAUUAAAUAGAAAUUAACUUUAUUUUAGAAUUACAUGCUCAUUUGACAUCCCAAACAGCAAAUUGUGUGAAAGUUGUCAUCUACCCUGUUAAGCAGUGCAUGCUUGAAUUCUUAUGGUUCUAUAUUCGUGUGUGAAAAUAGCUCUCCACUUAAGUUUCGGAAUCAGUGCACGUCUUUACGCUUUGUGUUAUGGGACCUCAGACAUAACACUGAGAUCACACUCAAAGUCCAGAAGUAUUUUUUUAACAGCAUAAGAGGCUGAAGUAUGUUUGUCCUCACCUUUGGUCAUUUUAUUUAUUAUUUUAUUUUUUUACAAAGAUUACAAAUUCUAUUUAAAGUCAAUACAGUACAUGCUUGUUUCAAGGACUCACAUUAACAUUCCAUGUAAAGCUGUUUACUCUGUGUUAGACCACUGCACUAUAUACUUUUAAUUCAAAUCAUCACUCGUUGACUGACGUGUAUUUAUUAAAAGUUGAUUUUAUUUGAA
Messenger RNA from Sardina pilchardus (European sardine), 3312 nucleotides. RefSeq names its product regulator of microtubule dynamics 3 (gene rmdn3). Gene Ontology annotation, cellular component: mitotic spindle pole; cytoplasm; spindle microtubule. NCBI's taxonomy places the organism in Eukaryota, Metazoa, Chordata, Actinopteri, Clupeiformes, Clupeidae. Bases 745 to 2283 code for a protein of 512 amino acids. Gene Ontology annotation, molecular function: microtubule binding. The record is from RefSeq and is a predicted model, not a curated record. The transcript is spliced from 12 exons.